AUGUACGGUUCAUACGGAUCAACGAGCUCGACGAGCAGCUCCUACUCGCACUCCUACAGCCCCUAUGGCAGCUACCACACCAUGGCCUCUCCCAUGGAUAUCGCUGCCAGCCCAUUUUCCACCAGAGGACUCGACGCGACCUGCGCCUUCCCAUCAUGGCCGCGCCGGGAGUCUUUCUGCGAGCAGGAUUCUUAUGAGGGACGGGUUUCGUCAUACAUCUCGGACGACGACCUCCUUGGCGCCAGCGACAUGUACGAGGACGACUCUUCCAGCAACGGCAGUGCUUCUCCCAUCCAGUCACCACCCACUCAGUACCCCACCGAGACCGAGCUCCUCGAGAUGCAACGUGAGAGGGCGGCCUACCAGCGCGAGGUGAUGCGCCUCGUCCUCGCCGAGAAGGAGAAGAGGAAGCAGCAGGCCAAGCGCAGGGCUAGCGCCACCAAGAAGAGCAAGUCCAGCAAGCUCACUGCCAUGACUCCCAUCUCCGAGUGA
Molecule: messenger RNA, 492 nt
Organism: Podospora anserina S mat+
Lineage: Eukaryota; Fungi; Ascomycota; Sordariomycetes; Sordariales; Podosporaceae
Exons: 1
Coding region: 1-492 (163 amino acids)
Source: RefSeq, a predicted model, not a curated record